This is a messenger RNA of Haliotis rufescens (red abalone), 18050 nucleotides long. RefSeq lists its product as uncharacterized. Gene Ontology annotation, molecular function: group II metabotropic glutamate receptor activity. The transcript has 27 exons. Bases 203 to 17209 code for a protein of 5668 amino acids. Gene Ontology annotation, biological process: regulation of synaptic transmission, glutamatergic; G protein-coupled glutamate receptor signaling pathway. Gene Ontology annotation, cellular component: membrane. The record is from RefSeq and is a predicted model, not a curated record. Lineage: Eukaryota; Metazoa; Mollusca; Gastropoda; Lepetellida; Haliotidae.
AUACUAUCGCUAGCAAGACUAUUUCUGGCAACUGGCUUUCCUCCCUUGAAAACAGUGGCUACGCUCGGGAUGGGCAAUGUCGGUGUGUUAACGGUGUGGUAGGGUGUAGUCGUUACCGUUUUAGGAAGGAAAGACGAAACAAGGACAGAAAGCAAGGAUUACCAAUAAAUAAGGACACCUUUACCGAUCCGUCAGGAUCACCAUGGCAAAAUUAUUGCUCAUCGUUUCGCUGUGUGUAGCGUCAAGCGUCGCCCAGCAACUGGCACGCGAGACAUGUGACGCUAGCCGUAGAAAGGCGGAAGUACAAGUAGCCGGAGCACAAGUUGUUCUUGGCGGACUCUUUGAAAUCCGACAGCCGGGCACCGAUGGAUAUGGGUGCGGCCAGCCAGCAAAAGAUUUAAUGCAGAUAUAUGAAGCGGCCCGUUGGACAAUAAAUCAGUUGAAUAGUAGAAAUUCCAACCAAGGAUUUAUCCCAAGUAUUAAAUUUGGUUUGCAAGCUUAUGACACUUGUUUUUCCGCGGAGCAAAGUCUGGGAGCUGUGUACGACUUCUACCCACAGGCCUCGUCGAAAAGCACGUACUGCAGCAGCUCAACCACUCAGACAAAUGCUGGGUUCGUUGGUCCUCUAUCCAGCUGGACCUCACUGUCGGUGGCCGGCCUCAUCAAACAGUUCAACGCACCUGCCGUGGCGCCAAGACCAACGUCGUCUGCCCUUAGUAACAAGGCCCUCUACCCAACAUUCUACAGGACGUCGCCAUCGUCUGCUGCACUCGUUAGGGCAACCAGCGCCCUUCUGGACCGCCUACAGUGGAAUAAGAUCAUAAUGGUUUACUCUGACUCUGAAUAUGGCCGGGACGGUCUGAAGAACAUGAUCCAGUUUGCUCUCAACAGUGGCAGAUGCAUAGUCCAAGCCAUUGCAAUAAAAAGCGGAGAAACAGAAGACCAGUUUUAUAAUCGCCUUUCAGCAAUACAACGGUAUGACGUCAAUGGCGGUCUUUUCUGGGGAAGUGCAGCUGAAAGCAACGUUGCCAUUGCAGCUCUCGAACGACAUAAUCAAGCAGCAUCUUACGGGCACGUCCAGUGGAUCUUCACUGAUCUGGAUACCUCUAGGUCCUUCACCGAGAGAAUAGCCAGAGGCGCGUUGGUCAUCCUGCCAACAACUACUAUAAUUGAAGAAUUUAGGCGCUACUGGGCAGGACUCAACCCGAACUCCCCAUCAAGUGAGAACCCAUGGUACAUCGACUGGUACAUGACAAAGUAUCAGUGUCGACUGACAGCCGUCAACUACCAGCCCUAUGUCUCCCUGCCAGUUUGUCCAACAGUGGACUUUACAGCUAAAUACAACCAAUACGUCCAGAACCCUUAUGUCGAGAGCACGGUUAAAGCAGUUUUUGCAUAUGCGGCGGCUUUUGAAAAUGCACAUCGGGAUUUCUGCAUUAGUCGUGGACAAAGCGGCUUCUGUGAUAACCUGAAAAGGAUAAAUUCUGUGACUUUGAAUGCCUAUCUGAAGAACCUACAGUACACGUUCACUGCCGAGGAUGGCAUGGCCAGCAUGGUAGGGAAGUCAAUCGCCUUCGAUGACAACGGUGACCCCGUGACUUCCUCCUUCACUGUUUGGAACUACGUCAACAAUGUUUUCGAGAGAGUGGGAAAUUACACCAACAACAUCUUGAACCUGGAUGUGAGCACUAUCACUUUUUACGCCAAUGACAGAAGGACCCAGCUGUCUACACCACCAACGUCCCUGUGUCCAGUUGGAGGUUGCCAGAACUGCCUCAUGCCCACCAACGACAUCCAGUACACCUAUAUACCAGGCGACAUCAUCCUUGGCGGGAUGGUGGGAGUUCGAAAUCCUGGAACCGACCCUCUGACAUGUACAGAUAUCUCUGUGCUAGGAAGUGAAGCUCUUAUGGCUAUAAAAUAUGGUCUCAUGACCUUCAGAGAUGCCCUUGGAAGCAAUAUUCUCAAUGGCGUCAAACUUGGAGCUCUUGUGGCUGAUACAUGCAACAAAUACAUUGCAGACGCCUUCCUCAACGACCUUCUGAGUGGGAGAAGGAUUUUCAAGGAUAAGAAUGGUGGAAAUAUUGACACAGAAUUCCUGACUUCCUUCGUAGGCUUCAGAGAAUCAUCACCAGCUGUGGAUACCUCAAAAAUUCUUGGACAAUAUAAAGUGCCUGAGAUAGAGGCAGGGGCGACGGCCCCAUCUCUGACCAAUAGGAUGCUAUACCCUUACUUUAACAGGGCUUUACCGUCUGGGGACGCCAUGAAUUCAGCUAUCAUCAAUAUCUUGAAACGACAGCGUUGGAGCUAUAUCCAGAUAGUUUACCGGCCUGAUGUCUUUGGUCAAGAACAAAUGAUGUCUUUCAAGAAACUGGCAGCAAAAGCUAACAUCUGUGUUGCUGCGGCACACAUCAUAACUAUUGGAGGUGCUGCCAUUUUGGAUAAACUCAGAGAAAACGCCGAAGCCAGGGCCGUUGUUGUCUUUGGGUACUCACCAAAUAUCCGCGGGAUCCUGGAAGCUAUGAAAAUGAACAAUGCAAAGGGUGAGUUUGUCCUUGUUGGAACCGAUAACUGGGGUGAUAGGACAAGCAUCGUGAGUGGCUAUGAAGACAUGGCUGAUGGAAGUUUUACGGUCAAACUUGCGCCUCCAGAUAAUACCGGUUUUGACAAUUACUUAAAAGGCUUAACCUGGACUACAAUCAAAGCUGACCCUGUCAUGUCAAAAUUGUACGAGAAGACGUUCAAUUGUUAUAUCAACGCAGGCGAUAGAGGACGAUACAACACACAGUGCUUCUCCCAAAGCAUCAGCUCGACAUCACCCUACUCCCCGUUUGUGGUGAGUGCUGUGUACUCCAUGGCGCUAGCACUUCACAACACGCUGCAACAGGUAUGCGGAAACAACUACAAUGGUCUCUGCAACGACUUCAGAAACAAGGAUGACGUCAGCAUGAAACUACUUCAGCAGAUUAGAAACAUCUCCUACGUCAAUCGUAAGACUAGCCAGACAUUUUCUAUUGUCAAUGGAGAAGGAACAGCUGACUUUGACCUCUUUAACUACCAAAAUGGCGCUGGACUUGGCUACAUCAAUGUUGGGAAAUACCAAACCGCCACUGGCACCAUCAGCAACUUCCAGGACAGCAAUGUCCGCCUACCAAAUGGAGCUGGUUCGACCUCUCUUUCUUCACAAUGCACGAGCAAGUGCCUCCAAUGCUAUAUGUACCAGCAACAACCCUUCCUGUACAUUCCAGGAGACAUCUUACUUGGAGGCAUGUUCUCUGUCAGCAACCCAGGAAACCAAGGUCCAUUUGUUUGCGGAUCUGUCAAGACAACAAAUGGAUUCCAGUACACAGCGGCAAUGCAGUAUGCUAUUGAAACGGUAAACAACAAACAAGCACCUGUUGGUUUGAAUGGCAUCAAACUCGGAGGUUUGGCACUUGACCAUUGUAACAACCAGGACCGACCCUUCUCCCUACUUUCCAGUAUAUAUUCCGGGUUGAUGGACCGGUCCCUACAGAUGAUGGGGAUGACAUCAGCAAUGAACCAGAACCCCUUAUCAAGAUCUAUUGCAGCUUGGAUCACUGACAACACAGCCAGCACCCAGGAAGCGGGGGAGUUCCUUCAACCCUUUAACAUUCCCAUUGUCAGUCCAUCUGCCACCUCAGAGGCCUUGAUGAAUUUAACAUCUUUCUACAGAACCACACAGGGAGAUGACACCAUUGCCAUGGCGAUAGUAAAGAUUGUCAAGUCGCUGAACCUCCCAUAUGUCCAGGUAGUUCAUAGCGCCAACAGCUAUGGGCGGGGCGGUCUAAGUGCCAUACAAGCAGCGGGACAACAGGAAGGCAUCUGUGUUACUUCAUCCAUAGAAUUAGACUCAACCAUAUCAUCAGAUUAUGUCAUCCAGAAACUCAUUGAGAGUCCUACAUACGCUGUAGUCCUGUUUCUGGGUACAUCUGACAUGACAAAGUUAAUGACAGCCAAAGCCAGAAGCACUGAUGCCAAUGUGCCCAAACUUGUGUUCAUAUCUCCUGAACCUUACAGCAAUGUUGUUCGAAGUGUCAGAUCAGCGGCUACAAACCUGCUCAGCAUCCGCCUGAAAACACCAACACUCACAAGAUUUAAUACCUACCUUGAUGACAAGACAGCAGCAUAUUACACGGACAAUCCUUAUUUUGCUAAGUACUACAUGGCUAUUUACAACUGUGACCUACCUGGCUACUACAUGUACAGCAGCCCCUGCGCGACUCCUCCUUCUCGACUCUCCGCCAGUAGCAACUUCGCCCAGAGCAACUUCAUCUUGGCUACAAUCAAUGCAGUCUAUGCCUCCACUUACACCCUGGAUGCCACACUUAAGGAACUGUGUGGGAAUAACUACAAUAGCGUCUGCCCUGAAUUCUCGAACGCCAAUGACCUCAACACGAGGCUUGUAGACAAUCUCAGACUUACAAACUUUGACAACUUGGGCAACAGCUUCCGCUUCCUCAACAGAGAAGGCAACAGCGGUUAUGACAUUCUUCGUUUUAAUGGCACAGAUUAUCAGACGGUGGGCAGCUAUGAGGGUGCAGCCCUCCAAGUCAAUGCUGGCCUGAGCGCCAUCUACAGUGGUGUUCCCUCCACCUGCAACUCCCCCUGUCUAGAGUGCACCCAGCUGGGACUCAACUUCUCUUACGUACCAGGAGACAUCCUUCUUGGAGGUAUUUUUGAUGUCCAUGUCAAGAGUUUGAACCCAUUUACCUGUGGAAAAAUAAACACCCUACACGGCUUCCAGCUGCUGGAGGCAUUCCACUUCGCACUGGGAAGGGUAAACAGCAAAGAGGGCAUGUUUGCUAAUAUCCUCAGGGGAACAACUCUUGGCGGGAUCGGUCUAGAUUCUUGUGAGAGCGCCAUCAGGACAGGCUACCUUGUGUCCAACAUCCACAAUGGACUGACAAGUCUGGCAAAGAAUGGCUACAAGGUUGAUCCAGAACUGAUCGAUGUUUACCUUGGUGGCUAUUCCAGUGACCGAUCGAUCUAUCUUGCCAGAAUCCUAUCCGACCUCGAGAUCCCUCAAAUCAGUUAUGCUGCUACGUCUACUGCCCUGCUUGACCAGUUCCGGUACCCUUACUUCUACCGCACUGUCCCAGCAGACGACAACCAGGUGCAGGCAAUGAUAACCUUCUUGAACUCCAAGGACAUUCGAUAUGUGCAGGUACUCUACGCACAGUCCAACUAUGGCGAGUUUGGUGCGGCAGCAUUCAAACGUUUGGCUCCACAGAAGCGGAUCUGUGUAGCUCAAAUGGUGAUGUUCCCUGACAACGGUACCGUGUCAAGAGAGAGUAGUAAUGAUGUUAUCACGCAGCUGCUGGCCAAACCUGUCGCCAACACCAUCGUCGUGUUUGCCGGUACAAGUUACAUCAAUGCUCUGCUGAGAGCCGUCCAGAGGAAUCCUGGAGCUAUUGGCAAGUUCCGGUUCCUGGGGUCCGAAACAUGGGCAAAGAAUGAAGAUGCUAUCCUGGGAGUUGAGGAGAUUGCCAAAGGAUCUGUGACAUUCAAUUUAAAGACACUCAACCUAAAGGUUUAUGAUGAUUACCUCAGUGGAAAAACGCCAGCCAAUUCUCAGGAUAACCCUUGGUUCAGGGAAUAUUAUGAAGAGAUCCAGAACUGUUACCUGACGAUCUCAGAUGGCACCUACACUAAACAAUGCCCCCAGACGCCAGAGAACCUUAUCUCCAGCAUCAGAUACAAGCAGGACCCAGGUGUCCUGCACGUCAUCAACUCCGUCUACUCAGCUGCCUAUGCAAUAGACAUCACGCUUAAAGAGCUGUGUGGCGAGAACUACACGACCGUAUGCAAGGCCUAUCGUAACAGGCCAGACACAAGGGAUGUGAUUCUGAGGAAUCUCAAGAAUGUGAACUUUCCUGAUCCAUCUGUUUGGUUAUUGUUUUCAGCUGUGUGGCGAGAACUACACGACCACUGGGACGGAAGUUGCACCCGCCGAGAGGCAUGCUCAGAGUGUCCUACCAUCAGAAAUAGAGUCAUCCGGUAUGCGAUCUCUGGCCCGCCAACGCUUGUGACCAAUGCCCUUACUGUUAUUGGGAUCUUUGACGUCCACAACCAAGGUACUGAUGCUUACAGGUGCGGAUCCUUGAGAAUGGAUGGCUUUAAACAGUUCAACGCCUUCUUCUACGUCAUGCGUGAAUUGAGUUCCGCCUUUAACCUCAACAUCAGAGCUGUUGCCAUUGACACAUGCUCGAACAACCUUCGCGUUGGGCAGGACAUCUAUAACUUGUUGGAAGGAAAGGGACUUUGUAACUCGGAUUUUAAAGAUGGAGACGGAUUGAUAAGAUUAAACAACAUUGGUGGCUUCAUAACAGCCGGUGAUGAAAACACGCGUGAAGCCUCCCGAGUUCUCAACCCUUUUAAAGUUGCAUACAUCAGCCCAAGUGCCCCUUCUAUCAUCUUUAACAAUACUGACCUGUAUCCCUACCUCGCUAGGACGACGGCACCAAAGGGCCAACUGCUAAAGGGCAUAGCCGAGUUGAUGAAAGAGAUGGGUUGGUCUUAUGUGACAGCCGUCAGCUCAAGCUGGAGAUUUGAUGAUGGGGGAUACAGUCAGUUCCUCUCGGUAUCUGGCGGUAAGACGUGUGUGAGAUCAUCAUUCAACCUCCCUACUAAUCCUACAAUAGAUGAUGGGACUGAAGCUGUUGAACAACUCCGUGCGGCAGAAGGGUCCAACGUUGUUGUCCUCUUCACAACACAACAAGACACACUUCUGAUCCUUCGGGCAGCUAAGGGGCUCAAUGUCCUGGAUAAAUUCCUCUGGGUGUUCACAGAUCCGGAAGCCACCAGCUGGGCAAUGCCAAGUGAUUACUACUUUAAGGCUUUGAUGCUAAAACCUCGUGAGGGAAACGUCCAGGGAUACGUGAAUUACGAAUCCGAAAUGACAUAUUCCACAAAUAUGAAUCACAAUGACAAAAGUAUCCCUAAGUCUUGGUAUGAAGAAUUUUAUCAGAGGCAUUUCAAGUGCAGAUUAUCAGAUUCAGAUGUUGUAGUGACUGAAUUCACACGAGAAUGUACCAAGGCGGAGAGAUUCAAUGGUGCUUAUAAUGCUACACAGGAUCGCUAUACUUUAUCAACGGUGGCUGCUACUUAUGCUUUGAUUAAUGGACUCUUUGAUUUCCGUGGCACUAAUUGUGGAAUACAGACCACCCAGGACUGUUUGGCGUCACUUUCAACGGCCAGGGAGCGUCUCUUUAGUAGUCUGUUAAAUAUCUCAUCAAUUCCUUUGCAUGAGAGACCGAAUAUCAACCCAGGGGGCGAGUUCAACGUUCGUUUCAACAAGGAAAGAUUCUGGGAUCCAGGCUAUGUCAUCGUCACAUACGACUCCAGAAACAAUGCUCCAAGUCAAGAGAUUGGUGACUGGGGAGGCAACGCUUUGACUGUGAAUAACAGGGACAGCUUGUCCAAUAUCCUUUCCAACUGCCCGACAAACCAGGAAUGCGGCUGCGCGAAACCAACGGAACCAACAGCACUUCCGCAGCAAGCACCAUCCUACACGGGUCCAAGAAAUUACUACAAGUAUGCCGAUGACGGAACAAGGAUUUAUGACUGGCCUGUGUGGGCUAUAGUCGUGGCGGUGCUAACGAGUAUCGGUAUCCUCGUGACCAUCAUUAUAACGCUGGUCCUCCUGCUCACGUACCCCAUCAGAGGGGGGACAACCAUCCUCGGCUUCAUGGUCCUCUUGGGCAUCUUGGGCAUCUACGGCAUCAACUUCGCCUUCUUCCUUCCCGCCUCCUUCGACACCUGCGCAGCCCGGCGGUUCUGCAUGGGUGUUAUCUAUAUGAUUGUAUUUGCUGCCUUGCUUGUCAAAGCGGUUGACAACUGGAGGUACGGGGAACUUUCAUGGGAAAAUCAGAAGAAGUACCGCGGUCUCACUAGUGCCUGUUCCCUGUUCAUGAUUGCCCUGGGCAUUGUUCUCGUUCAGGCGAUAGUCCCCAUAAUGUGGCUCAUACUCAUCCCGCCUACAGCGUCCAGGGUGAUGGACGUCAACGGGAACGUCGCGGACCUCCUCCACGACCACAUGUGGUGCGACCCCACAGACAUGUACGACAUUGCACUGGUCCUGUCCUUCAUCUUCGUCAUGUUCAUCGUCCUGUUGACGUCGAUAUUCUCGGCGAUGGCGUGGGACAGCGAGGUAAACAACAGGGAGACCAGGUGGAUCCUCAUCGCCUGCAUCUGCACGGCUGGCUGUUUCCUGGUGUGGAUGAUCGUCACAACUAGUGCUGGGCCCACAUAUCGAGACCCUGCAGUUGCCAUUGCCAACUUUAUUAACGCUACAGCACUCCUCAUCUGUAUUCCCCUCCGGAAGACGGCGCUGCUCAUAGCUUAUAAGAGGGACGAGAAAUUAGAUAAAGACGACCCAGGUGACUAUGAAAUUUACAGCCAACCCACUACUGAAUAUGCUAAUCAUGCAUACGACCCUGACUAUGACUUCCAGAGACAGGAUUCUAAGCAAGAUUCGGAUAUGGUUUCACUACAUGGAGUCUUGGUGGUCACAGUGACCUGUCUGGCGCUGGUCACGAGUCAGUCUCUGAGUCGACAGACAUGUGAUGCUGCCAAGUCAGAAGUAUCCAUACAGCCAGGUGCCGAUGCCAUCAUUGGAGGUGUAUUGGCUAUGCAUGAGGAAGGAACAAAUGGAUUUGGCUGUGGAACAAUUACUUCAGAUAUGCAAGCCUAUGAAGCGAUCCGCUGGGCACUGGAGCUGCUCAACAAGAAGGACCAGAUCCUGAACGGCGAUAACCUCACCAGUACCUAUGUCCCCGGCAUCAAGUUAGGUAUAAAUAUCCGUGACUACUGCAGCCGGAGUGAGGGGGCGGUUUCGGCGGCACAGAGCUACUUCCCCCAGUUCUCCUCCAACACCCAGGCCUGUACAAGGAGUGCUUCAGGAAUCACACUAGGUAUUGUCGGGGCUUCAGACAGCGAUGCAAGUAUUGAUGUAUCCAACUUUGCUGAAAACUUCAACAUCCCUGUGGUGUCCUUCAUGGCUACUGCCCCUGAGCUGAGCAGUGCCCAGCGUUACCCCACGUUCAUGAGGACAAUCCCUCCGGACGGACCACUCAUGGAUGUGGUUAUUGAAGCUAUCAAGAAAUUCAACUGGAAAUAUAUCAGUAUAGUUUACACCGACAACUCCCAUGGCCGCCAGUCAUAUGGAGAAAUACGUCCUCGCUUGGUGACUGCUGGUAUCUGUCUCACUGCUGCCAUCGCCACAUCUCCCUCCGACACCAUAGAUGCCACCAUUGAUGCUGUCUUGGACCGUCUGCUCCUCACUAAGACGGUUGGAGUCCUGUAUUUUGGCACACCCUCUGUAGCGUAUGCUCUCCUUGAACGAAGCAAUAAUGCUGCAUACACUAACAUGGGUAAUCUGCAGUGGGUGUUCACAGAUAGUAUUUCUCUAACCAAAAACUUUGGAACAAAUAACUACCCCCGUGGAAUUAUUUCCAUCAUACCUACAUCCAGGUAUAUCGUGGAAUUUGAAGAUCAUUGGGUAAGAAUAAAUGAAAACAGUCCUUCACCAGAGAACCCCUGGUUCCAAGAAUGGUACAGCGAACAGAACCAGUGCUUUUUCCCAACAGUUGGCAACGGUCGAUUCCCUACUCCAUGCAGCAACAAGAUCCAAACAGAACGCCAGAAACGGGAAUCUUUCAUCCAGGACCGAUUUGUAGAACCAGCUGUUCAUGCUGUGUAUACCUAUGCUGUUGCUCUCCGUAAUGCACAGGCAGCAGUGUGUGUGGGCCUAGAAGCAAACACGUCCUGCUUGGCUCUCCGCAGCAUGACCUCCAAGACCUUCCUGGAGAACUACCUGAUGAAGGUGAACUUCACCUAUGGGAAACAGGAGAGGGCGCCAAGUCUGGCCUCCGACAAGUACGCACCUUACUUCUCAGCAGCAAAGGUCCGCUACAACGAAAACGGAGACAUUGUUAACCCAGCCUACGAUAUUUGGAACUUCAACGAUGCCCCAGUCGGAGGGGAUACCCUGGGAUUCAAGUUCAGAAGGGUUGGGUCUUGGAUCAACGGGAUUCUGUCAAUGAACAUGGAACAAGUGAGGAUGUACGACCUUACUCGGGACAAUGCACUCUCCCCCCUGCCACCGUCUCCCUGCCCACAGGAUGGCUGCACUCCCUGCCUCGGCAUGCCUUCUCCCACCAAGUACCUCUACAUCCACGGGGACAUCAUCGUCAAUGGCAUCUUCAGUGUACACAACGCUGGAGAACAGCAGUACUCCUGUGGACCUUUGGACCUGAAUGCCCGUUCAGGAGUGCAGUAUUUGGAAGCCAUGGCCUACGCCUUGAGAGAAGUUCCCAACAGGUUCAAGUCCUUUAACCCUCAGUUCCUGAGAGGUGUCAGUUUGGGGGGUCUGGGAAUUGAUGACUGUAAGAGCGGAACGCUGUCUAGAAACUUCAUCUCUGAAGUUCAGAGAGGCACGCUUGUAGUGGAGGACUCCUCCGGGAACACUUUAGACCCCCGAAGUGUUGAUGCUUAUGUGGCUGCUCACACCUCAGGCUUGACAAUUCCCAUUGCUGACUUAAUGAAUGAUGUCAAGAGGCCACUGGUGGGGUACUCCAGUACAUCAAGUAUGUUGUCUGACCGUAGAAAAUACCCCUACUACCUGAGAAUUCAUCCUGGAAUUGAUGAGGAAAUGGCAGCCAUUAUCAACAUCUUGAAGAAGCAGGGCUGGUACUUUGUACAAGUCGUGUAUGUUGAGGGAAAUGCUUUCUCGUUAAAUGGAAAUGAAGUCUUCAAGAAAAUGGCAGCUACACAUGGUAUUUGUGUUGUUGCAACUCACAGUUAUGGCCGUGACAUCAUCUCCAGGCUCAGAAGCCGACCAAUGGUCAAGCCAGUUCUCGUCAUUGCUCACGAAUCUCAAUACCGAACCUUCCUUGAAGACAUCAUCAAUGCCAACGCAACUGGAGAGUUUGCCAUCCUGGCUAAUUCUCCUUUCGGGAGGAAACAGAAAUUGGUUCAAGGUUUGGAAGAAGCAGCCGAUGGGGUUAUCUCCAUUAAAUGGCGUGUCCCCGACCUCACAUUUUUCAGCACGUAUCUGAGCGGCCUGAGAGCAGACACUAACCAGCAAAACCCUUGGUUCACUGAGUGGUUUGAGAACAUGUUUGACUGUUAUAUCGGACCACAAAACCCGAAUGGAAAAGCAGCGCGGUGUGCUGAUCGUAAUAGACCUAUUACGCAGGCACCAAAUUUUGAGCUUACGGAAGAGAGCAUCUUUGUAAUAAACUCAGUGUAUGCAGUGGCUCAUGGACUCCACACGACCCUGGUAGAAUACUGCGGUGUCAACUACAAUGGUGUAUGUGGCAACUUCACAAGCUCAGGAACACGUGGAAACCGCCUGUUGGAGAAUAUCAGAGCUUCAAGGUUCAGGCUGGAAGGAUCGAACCCUCCGACAGAUUUCUCUUUCAUUGGCUAUGAGGGCAAUGUCAUGAUCGAUGUGUACAACUACCGACGGAACACAGGCUAUAUCCUUGUGGGAGAAUUCAGUCCGGAGACAUAUGGUUACACUGAAAGCACCAGCCUCCUGUUGAGUGGGGGAGCGGCCCCAGCCACCUUCAUGUCGAUGUGUCCUGGGACCUGCACUGAGUGUCUUUACAUCUUCCAGGAAAUGAAGUACCAAUACAUCGAAGGCGACAUCAUCAUCCCCGCCAUCUUCGAUGUCCACAUGGGAGGUAUGACACGUUUCACUUGCGGAAAGAUGCGUGUGAGCAAUGGAUUUCAGUACACAGAGGCCUUUGCCUAUGCCCUCCAGAUGAUCAACAAUGGGGCCAUGUUUAACAAUGUCCGUCUGGGCGGUCUGCUGUUGGAUGGUUGCAGCAGCUCCUCAAGAUCCAAGGCUCUCAUCAACAGCAUCUACUCCAGUCAGCUGAUGCUACAGGACAGCAACAUGAACCCCAUCAGAACCCAGGACUUUCUUUCCUGGAUGAGCUAUGAUAGCAAGAGCACCAUUGAGGUCUCAAACAUACUCAGUCAGAUUGGCGUUCCCAUCGUCAGCCCUGCAGCGACAGCACCUCUGCUGGAUGACAAGGAUCGGUUUUCCACUUUCUUCCGUACGAUCAAGUCUGACAUGCAUGUUGUAAGAGCCAUGGCCAAGCUUAUAAAACAAUUAGGUUUUAAUUACGUCAUCACCCUGAAUGCACCUGACUUCAGCAGUAGAGAGUCGAGGGACGAGUUCCGUAACUUGGCUAAGGAUGAGGGAGUGUGCCUCCUUGAUUCCUACGAGUUUGACACUGAUGGAAGUAUGGACAUAAUCCUAAGAUCUAUAAAUGUAUCCACAACGCAAGUUGUUGUUGUAUUCGCAGAACCAGAUUCCUACAUUUCUGAGCUGCUCCGUGCAAAACAAAGAUCGUAUCCGAACAACCGUAUCAUCUUCAUCGCUAACAGACGCUGGACCCUGCCAUCAGAUGUCAGUCAAACAGUUCCCAAUUCUAUAACAUUCAACUUUAACUCUCCCUCAGUGCCUGCGUUCACAAGCUACCUGGCAAGCAAGAGGCCCACCAUGACUAACCCCAACCCUUGGUUCCGAGAGUACUAUGAGGAACGCUACCAAUGCAACCUUCCAGGAACAUUCCGCUUCCUCGUAAACUGCGACCAGAAUUACGUAAGUGUCACAACAGCUAAUUACAUACAAGACCUGCGAGUCCUGUCCACUAUCAACGCUGUGUACUCCAUUGCUGAAGGAGUGAAGCGUACACUGGAGGAGAAGUGUGGCAGCCAGCCUGGCGUCUGUAAGAACUUCACUAACAGUGCUGAUACAUAUGAGAAAAUCAUGGCGCACAUGGAUGUUAUGAACUUUACUGAUGUCAUGGGAGACUUCUUCCGCUUCAUCAACAGGGAGGCAGAUCGAGGCUACACGAUUGAACAGUUUCUUGAUAAUGGGUCUCAGGUGAAGGUAGGAACCUACAAUAGCACAAGUCUCUCUCUGGUAGAUCUACUGAACCUUCAGACAAAGUUCCGCACAGUGAAGUCAGAUUGUGACUCAGCUUGUCUGGCGUGCCAGAGGUCAUCCAACAACUUUGAUGCUUUCACAUACAAGCCUGGUUCCUUCAACCUUGUUGGUUUAUUUGAUGUCCACCGAAAAGGCGCCACACCCUUCACAUGUGGAGACAUAAACCAGAAACAUGGCUUUGAGCUCCUGGAAGCAUUUAACUAUGCUGUCGAUUAUGUCAACCAAAAGCAAGGAAUCUUUGAAGGCAAACUCAAUGGGAUUGAUCUUGGCGCCAUUGGUCUGGACGUCUGCCAGAGCCCAACGCGUGCCGCCAACCUUGUUGCCAACAUCCACAGUGGCAACAUCAACUUGAGGAAGCAGGGUGUAACUGUCAACCCUAAAAACUUUGAUGUCUAUAUAGGGACAUUUGAAACGAAGGCAUCCAUCCGAGUUGCUGAUGUUCUCGACGCUCUGUCUAUCCCGCAGAUAAGCUAUGGUGCUACCAGCUUGGAGCUCCGAGAUUCGCGGACACAUCGGUACUUCCUGCGUACUGUUCCAGCGGAUGAUAAACAAGCACGAGCCAUCAUCUCAUACCUGAAGAGGUUUAAGAUUGACAAUGUUCAGGUGAUCAGCACAUUCGACAGUGUAGGUGAACAGGGAAAAGAUGAGUUCCUGCGUCUCGCAUACUUGAAUCGUAUCUGUGUCUCACAGAACAUCACCAUAGGUAAAAAUGGUCCUGUGCUCCGGUCUGAGGCAUCCUUGACCCUUCAGGCAAUCGCUAAUAACACUUACGCUAAGGUGGUCGUCCUGUUUGUAGAUGAUCCGCGUGCUAUCCUCCUGGCUGCUGAAGAUGACGACAACAUCCGAGGACAGUACUUCUUUAUCGGGACCGACAAGUGGGGCAUGGAUGUCGACCUCCUGAAUGGGCUUGACAGACUCAUUCGGAACCGAAAAGCCGUGACAUUUGACGUGGAAACAGCUGAUUUACCUGGGUUUGAUCAGUACCUGGAAUCAAAGAUCCCCUCCAAUUACAAGGACAAUCCAUGGUUUGAUGAAUUCUUCCAGGAGGUUCACAACUGCUACCUCACCAGCCCAACCUCAGAGUUUUCCAAGCCCUGUACUGCCAGUAAUCGGGGUAUCCCCCGAUCUAAUGGCUAUAUACAGGACCCAUAUGUUCUCUAUGUGGUGAAUGCAGUGUUCUCAGCAGCUCUCGGGAUCCAUCACGCUGUGGCGGAGGUGUGUGGCAACGACUACGCCUUCCCCUGCUCCCUCAUCAGGAACAGUGGCGAGAGGAGACAGAGAAUCUUCCGCAACAUCAAGGAAAAGGCAAGAUUCGAGGAUGCCACGGGACAACCAUUCUACUUUACAAAUGGAGGGGAGAGUGACCGAGGCUACCACAUCUAUGAGCCGAUCCCAAACCCUGUAGGACCAGGGUAUAUCUACAAGAACGUGGGCAGUUACAAUGACACCAAUUAUCUGAAGUUGGACAUCCGCUAUGAAAUCACUGAAAGGUCCGUCUGUCAGCCAGAGCAAGUGUGUUCAUGUGUCUUCCCUGACUACCAGCCAUCUCGAUACAUGUUGAAGGAUAAUCAGAACGAUCUAAAUCUCGUCUUCAUCGCAGACAUACACUCAAAAGACCCCAAAAACCUAUUUGGCUGCGGUGCCAUCAACACUGGCCCCCAGUUCCAGAACCUCAUGGCAUUCUUCUACGCUAUCGAGUCAGUGAACAACAACACAAACCGGCGCUUCCCAACAUCUCUGCAGUUUGGAGGCCUGGCUCUGGACACCUGCAACCAGCAGCAUCGACUCGGGCAGGAUCUCUACAGCUUAAUGAGUGGGGAGGGGUUUUGUGGAACAGGUCAGCUGGGACAAGUUAUCGCCCCUUCCACCAUUGUGGCUGUUAUAGCAGACGGCAGCUCCACAGCUCUCCCUGUCAGCAGUAUGUUGUCCCCACUGAAUGUUACAACCUUGAGUCAGAGUGCAACCACUGUCGAGCUGAGUAGCCAACAGUUCCAUCCCUACUUUCUACGUACUGUGCCACCAGAUAACAUUCAAGCUAUUGUCAUGCUACAGAUUAUGAAGCAGUUUAACUGGGACUAUGCCACUGUUGUUUAUUCCACUAUACCAUAUGGAAUCGCAGCUAAAGAUACUCUUCUCCUGCAAGCCAAUGCUGCAGGAUCAUCUGCCUGUAUCUCGGCCCUCGAAGGCAUGAAACUGGGAGCAACCUUGUCAGAUGCAGAACGAAUCCUUGACAACCUCAGUCAACAGGUAGGAUCAAGAGUAGUCAUUCUGUUCACAACCCCUGAGCACUCACGUCUGCUUCUACAGGCCACAAGGUCUAAGGGCCUCGCAGGACGGUUCAUCUGGCUCGCUAGUGACUAUUGGGCCAGCAGUCAGUAUAUUGUAAACGGGUACGAAGCUGAGGCUAGUGGGGCUGUGACAAUUCAAAUCCGCUCAGAGGAAGUCCAAGCCUUUAAGACAUACAUGAAGUCCUUGACCUUAAAUAAUCGUCGUGGAAUUCCCGACGACUGGUUUGAGGAGCUGUACCAGACUAUCCACAAGUGUCGUCUGCUCAGUGCUGCUUUGAAGAAAGAUUACUCCAGCAUCUGUACCGGGCAGGAGAUGAUCACAGAUGACAUGAUCCCCGAAGAUCCCUUCAUCCUUCAUACCAUCAUCUCUGUGUACAUCACUGCAUAUGGACUGAACAACCUGGAAGAGUGUCGCAAUGUCCCCCAGCUCGACAUCUCAGCCUGCUUGGCUCUCCAGGAAAAUCGGAGACGGGAGUUGAUCUACAACAGCAUCCUGAACUCUCAGUUGACAGUGCCAGCUCAAGAACUAAGUGGGAGUUCCUUCAGCUUCAGGUUUACAGAAGGGAGGUAUGGUGAUGUUGGCUACGACAUCCUCAACUACUACCGGGAUGCUGGUGUUAAGAAGUACGACUACACCAAGAUCGGCUCUUACCAAGGUGUGUUGACUCUUGAUAAAAGCAAAUACACUGGUUCCGGUAUCCUGGAUACCAGUGGAGUGGUGCCCAUCUCCCAGUGCCCGGCAGGGAACCCCUGUACCUGCCUCAGACAGGAUGGUGUUGGCACCCACACCUACACCCGCCAGUCGUCGACCAGUGCCACCUCCUACACCAGUGCCAUCUACAUCCUGAAGGAGGAUGGCAACUACUACAACUCUCUCACUGACCAGCUCGUAGAGGUCAACAAAGUGCCCACUGUGGUCGGGCGCUUCACCGACAUCUGGGCCAUCAUCGUGGCAACCAUUGCAGCCAUUGGAUGCUUCAUCACGGCCUGCAUGUUCAUAUACCUCCUGGUCGUCUACCCAAACCGUGGUGGCACAUCCAUCCUCGGCUACACCCUCUGUUUUGGCAUCAUCCUUCUCUAUGCUCUCGUCUUCGCCUUCAUUGCUCACGCCAACACCGAGAUCUGUGGGUUGAGGAGGUUUGGUCUUGGAUUUGUGUAUGCGUUAUGCUAUGGUUCCUUGUUUGUAAAGUUGCUGGACUGCUGGAGAACCCAGGACAAGGAGGAGAUGGACAACGUGAAGUAUAACAAACUGGGCCGUCCGUGUGGACUGUUCCUGGUGGUCCUACUUCUCAUCCUAGUGCAGGUUAUCAUCAAUGCAGAGUGGCUGAUCUUGGUGCCUCCAGAAACCGUCCGUGUGCUCUACAACAACCAGCUGUGGCCCAGAUGCACACCCGAUGACUUUUACGAUGAGAGUCUUGUCUUGUCCCUCGUUUACGUCAUGCUUCUUAUAGCUCUGUCUGUUAUAUUUGGCUUUGCAACAUUCAGGAAGUCCAAGAAUCAUUACGAAUCUCGCUGGAUCCUGGGUAUUGCAGUGCUCAGCAUCCCGUGUUGGGUGAUCUGGUGUCUGGUGGCCACCAUUGGUGUGUACAAGGUGCGCGAUGCUGCUGUGGCUGUGGGGCUCCUCAUCAACGCGACGUUCAUGCUGUUGCUAGGUCCCCUGAGGAAGCUGUACCUACUCAACAAAUACCAGGCCUUGAUUGAAGAGGAAGAAAAGGAAUACAUGGCCAGUCAGGGACCAGAGUAUGCCUCAUAUGGCCGACAGUAUGACAACGUUGGCAGGUUCCAUGAGGGGUCGUUACACGGUAGCUCCCAUGGCAGCACGUACCCCAGACAGAAAUAUGCUGCCAGCUUGAAUGGAACACAGCGGUCAACAGGCUCCGCAUAUAACCCAUACGCUGACCCCAACCACAGGGAGGAGCGAGAGAUCCAGCAGUAGGUCUACCGGUGCCCCAGAAAUACUUCAACUGGGAGACUCCUGUAAGCAAGAAGAUGUGAACAAAUAUAUUGAAAAACUGUGAUGGGGAGAAUCAUUGGAAUAUUUUGUUUAUAUACAAGUACAAUGUAUUGUAUAUCUAGACUUGACAUGGUUGUCUCUGAAUUGAAAGAUUUGAAUUCAAAGUGGUUAUAACACUGAAUAUCACUACAACCGUCCUAAUUGUCAUUGAGGGCACAAGCAGUUACUAGAAACAUGAACAUUAGUUUCCUUAAGCCUUAAGUAAAGCAUGAGCGUGACUAAUUCAUUUAAAAAUCUUUAAACGGUAUGACACUGUCUCAGUGGUCAGGGUCAAACGUGUCAUGAGAAAUUCCCACAUGAUGUGAAGAGCUGAAUGAGUGCUGAAGUUCGUGAGGAACGUGUUAUUUAGGCCAGACUGCUUUAAUGCCUUGUUUCAUAGGACUAUGUCCCAAAGCAAAGACAAAAUAAAAACAUGAAUAAUUCCAUUGAAAAAAACUUGGAUGUUUAGAUUUACAAUUUCCACUAUUUUGUACUUUUUGACUUAAUAAAGUGUAGACUUGUUCUUUUAACAAGAACAUAAAUUGGUCUGGCCUUGCCAAUAAUAUAUAUAUAUACAUAUUUGUACAUUUGUAUUUGUAUCAUUCACAAGGACUUUGUUUGUACAAUCGCAUAUAAGUCAUACAGCUCAUACAGUCAUCAUCAGAUGUUAUGUUGUAGUUUGGGAACAUAUUUGCCAAAUUAUUUUAGCAGAUGAGCGAUUAUUCAAAUUUUGUAUAUACACCCCUUUUUAAUAGAAAUAAACAUUUAUAUUUUGUAUAAAUAA